GGGGCCCUGAGGCCAGUGUUUCACCACCAUCUCUCACUCUCCUGGUGACGCCUGUGUCCGCUGGAGAAAGAGGGCUGGACCAGAGUUAGUAUAGGGGUUGAGAUGUGAGGUGUUGGUACGAACAGAGGAGAUUUCACAUACGGAUGAAAUCAGCGCAGAGAGGCUUAUUUUUACAGUAGCAACACCUUUGUAGGCAGCACUGUACAUCACCGGUUGGCACUGGGAUCUUUCUUGUUGUGGAGUACAAGAUCAGAGGCAGCAAAUGUUUCCGGUCAGGCAGCCUUGGCUUUGCAAAGCCUUAGGUUGUUAUGAUUGCUGUAUCCGGUGCAUUGGGGCAGUGCCCUACCCAUCCCUGGUGGCCACCUUACUGUGCUAUGCUGGCAUGGGAUUAUUUUGCGGCUGUGGGCACGAAGCGUUGGCCCAGACCGCAGUCCUCGUCGAGACUUACUUCGCCCGCAACGUUCAGGACUAUGAGAUCAUGGCUUCCUUUAUCAAAUACUUCCAGUAUGUGAUCUAUGGCCUGGCAUCAUUUUUCUUCCUCUACGGUAUCCUGCUGCUGGCUGAGGGUUUCUACACCACAAGCGCCGUCAAGCAGACCUUUGGUGAAUUCAGGAGCACCCAAUGUGGCCGCUGCCUCAGCCUGACGUUUAUCAUAGUGACGUACAUCUUGGCCUUCAUCUGGCUGGCGGUGUUUGCCUUCUCUGCUAUCCCGGUCUUCUUCUUGUUCAACAUGGAGCAGACCUGCCACAACAUCAACAUUCUGGCCGAAACAACCCCCAGCAUUAAUCAGCACGGCUGGAUUUGCAUGGACGCCAGGCAGUAUGGUCUGCUUCCUUGGAAUGCAAUGCCAGGCAAGGCUUGUGGAAUGACCUUGGCAUCUAUUUGCAAAACCAGUGAAUUCUACGUCACCUAUGACUUGUACAUAGCUGCAUUUGCUGGUGCCGGAGUCACUCUCUUAGCACUGUUUCUGUAUCUGGUUGCCACCACCUACAACUACGCAGUCUUGAGGUUUCUGGGCAGGAAAGGCAUCCGCUAAGUACAACAUCUCAACCCUGUCUUCUGGCUAUGAGAUGGACACUCAACACAUUUCCAGCACUAGAUCUCCUUUUAUCCUCUUUGGAAACAGCGACUUCCAAACCUGGAUCACCCGCUAGUAUUUCUUUAGACCUAUACCAAUAACAGACAUAUGUUUCUCAUCACUAUUUUGUAUGAACAACAGGCAGAGAGAUGAAGAUAAUUCACCAACCUCAGCAGCUCUCUCUGGCCUUCACCUCAAAUCUUCCUCUCAUAUGAUUCUCUUAGCUUUGUUGUUCAUUUUCCUCUUUCCCAGGUUGCAUUCGUCAUUUUACUCUAUUUUUUGUCUGAGGCUUCACUGGUGCCGAUGCUGUUGUCAGAUUGUGAUGCAUGAUGUUUCAUGAAUUAUUAAGAGUAAUGACAGCUUGCCUUGCGAAUUGUAACUGCAUGCACACUGUUCCGUAUUUACUGAUGCAUACUGUAUAUUGUCUCUGAAUAUGAUUUUGUUGCUGCCUCAUUUUCACCAUCUCGUGUGGACUAAAGCAAGUGAAGCUGAAUGUACCAAAGUCUCUCUGCAAGGGUUAAAUGCAUCCUCCCAUCUCCCUGUUUGCGUUCACUUACAACACAUGAACUUUGCAUUUGCUCAUAACUCAUUUUUGCUUUGUUUAAAUGCCACUUUGCAGGCGGGGGAGGGACACCAUACUUGUACCAUUUCAUCCUGGAGGUUUUUCAGUUACUGCUUAAGAUGAGCUGUUUUUAUGUCACUGAGGUGUGGAUGCUUCAAUAACUUGCCUCCAGGUGUUUGAUAUGUAGCCAUGCUACUUAGUGUUGUUGUGCUCAUUUGAAAUUUAAAUCAUUCAUUCAUAUAAAUCUGAGGCAUUAAAGUGUGGUUUUAUUUUAACCAUAUGCAGUAUGUUGCAAUAAAAUCAUUCAUGCUUA
Molecule: messenger RNA, 1953 nt
Organism: Lates calcarifer (barramundi perch)
Lineage: Eukaryota; Metazoa; Chordata; Actinopteri; Centropomidae
Gene: plp1b
Product: proteolipid protein 1b
Exons: 7
Coding region: 263-1036 (257 amino acids)
Biological process (GO): central nervous system myelination; axon development
Cellular component (GO): myelin sheath; plasma membrane
Molecular function (GO): structural constituent of myelin sheath
Source: RefSeq, a predicted model, not a curated record